AUGAUGGGUGAGUUUGCAGCAGAAGAGUGGCUUGAAAGAUCUGUUCGAAGGAGCAGAGAUGCUUACAGCCGGAUCAAAAUGAACUUGACAGUACGUGGAAAGGAUGUGAUCGUUUCCUCAAAGUACAAGGAGCCUGUAGAAAGAAUCAAGGAAGUAAUUAAAGCACUUGAUGGAAUAGAAAGAGCAAAGUCUGUUCUAAUGCUAGACGGGGCCUCGAGCAUACCAGAGAAAAAAGUGCAGGAGUACAAAGAAUACAAAGAGAUAGCACAAGAUCUAAAAGCCUAUAGGAAAACAGAAAUAAUUUCAAGCCUUCUUGAGCGAGUAAACGAGCGUCUGCAGGAAAUAGAAAACUCUCUAAAUGAGCUGAGCAAGAAGAGGCUAGUUUCUUCCCUUCAAGGGAAAAGCCAGGAAAACUGGGCAGAGUUUUUAGUUGACAAAGAUCGAAAGACACAGCUGUUUCUGGUGUUGGUCGAGAAGUAUGCAGAAACAGUGGUGAAGCACAAUAUAAAGGAGGACUCUGCUGCGAUAAGCACCAUGGUGGUGGAUAUUGAAAUACUUGCAAAAAGAGGAUUUGCAGAAGAGCAGGUGUCUUCUGUCAUUCAAGGCAUAAACAAGUUUAUUGGGAUGCAGAUUGUUCACCAUAUUGGAAAGCAGUGCUACAUCUUUAUUAAGAGUCUCAACGCGCCAAUACGAAAGCUAGAGGAAUUUUUGGAGUUUAUUUGUGGGUUUCUAUCUUCUGAAAUUGAGGGUGUUAUGAAGAAGCAGAGAAUCCAUGCAAAGGUCCGCAAACUGGUUGUAGACGCGUACAAAACUCUGUACACGGAGGCAGAAGAGCAGUUUAUAACGGGUGCAGUAAACCAGAAAAGGCUGCUCGACAGAGACCUUUUCUAUCUAAUAGAGUCUCUCUAUCAGGCCGAGAAGAUCAAGGGGUUUCUGGAUAUAAAGCAGCACCUUCAGCGAAAGCUAGGGGAGUUCUAUAAAAUAUCAGAAAAGAAAGCAAAAAGAACGACAUCAAAGCUAGAGAGUCUUAUAUUUUCUCUCAACUCAGCUGCAAUAAUUAACACUAUAAAGCACAAGAAGAUAGAAACAGAUGAAAUAGCGCAAGAGGUGGCGCAGGAGAUGCGAAGAAAAGUGGAAAAGGCAGUAGACGCUCCAGAGGUUAAAAAUAAGAUAGGAGAGCUGCUGAAGCACAUUGAAAGAGCAUAUGUCAAAGCAAAGCACUACAAUCUUCCUGGGGAGCACAAGGCAUACAUUGUGCUAGAGUAUAAAAAAACUGUUCGAGAGAUAGGAAACAGAUUUGGAGGGCUUGACGAUGUGAGUGACUCGCAUCUUUCUUCAAUAAUUGAGGGGUUCUUUAAUGGUCCAGAGCGAAAAAUACUAAAGUAG
This is a messenger RNA of Nematocida ausubeli, 1386 nucleotides long. RefSeq lists its product as uncharacterized. The coding region runs from base 1 to 1386 and encodes 461 amino acids. NCBI's taxonomy places the organism in Eukaryota, Fungi, Microsporidia. The record is from RefSeq and is a predicted model, not a curated record. The transcript has a single exon.